Messenger RNA from Macrobrachium nipponense, 2280 nucleotides. RefSeq names its product leukotriene A-4 hydrolase-like. Gene Ontology annotation, biological process: peptide catabolic process; proteolysis. The record is from RefSeq and is a predicted model, not a curated record. Gene Ontology annotation, molecular function: zinc ion binding; aminopeptidase activity; metallopeptidase activity. The coding region runs from base 323 to 2161 and encodes 612 amino acids. Lineage: Eukaryota; Metazoa; Arthropoda; Malacostraca; Decapoda; Palaemonidae. The transcript has 13 exons. Gene Ontology annotation, cellular component: cytosol.
AUUAGAAAUCAUAAGCGAUAGCACAUCAGUGAUUGAAUACAGUUAACACGUCUCUGCUAAAUCUUAUCUCUGAUAUCUUAAGUAUAAACUAUAAUCCGAUUUUUAUAGGAAUUCGUAACCGCUCCACAUCACAUCCACACAGCAUGACGACGCGUUUACCGGUAGUUGUACUCAAGAACCCGUUGUUGCGGUGCAAUGCUACUUUGACGUUGGUUGGGCUGCUUGUCCGGUGUUUUGUGCUACAUAUUUUAUCAGUGGAAUUUGGGUCUGAAGGCUGACGUCUGCAAUUGAGGACGGAGAAGUGCAAAGAUAGACCACCGCGAUGUCCAGAUUAAGUCCAAAUGAUCCUAAUUCUUAUUCUAGACCUGAGGAAGUAAAGGUCAUUGCUGUGCAUCUCAAGUGGAAUGUCGACUUUUCCCGAAAAAUCAUCUCUGGUUUUGUUACUCUCACAGCAGAGCAGUUGACAGAUGCCUCACAGUUGAUCUUGGAUACCAGAGAUAUAAAGAUCCAUUCUGUCAAAGAUGAAGAGACUGGUCAGCUCCUGCAGCACUCUAUGGGAGAUGCUCAUCCAAAUUUUGGUUCUGCCCUGACAAUUGCUCUGUCACCUUCUGGCAGAAAACAGUAUAAGAUCACAAUAGAGUAUGAAGUAUCUGCAUCGUGCACAGCUCUUCAAUGGCUCUCUCCAAGUCAGACUGCAGGCAAAAAGCACCCUUACUUGUUUUCUCAGUGUCAGGCAAUACACUGUCGUUCAUUGUUGCCAUGCCAGGACACACCAGCUGCCAAAAUUACAUACACAGCUGAAGUGACAGUUGACAACGACUUAGUGGCCCUCAUGAGUGCCCUGAGAGAUGAAGAGCAUCCUCCACUUCGAAGUGACAAAGGUGUCACUUAUAAAUUUCGACAGCCAGUUCCAAUACCUGCUUAUUUAAUAGCAAUAGCUGUUGGUGCAUUAGAAAGCAGGAAGAUUGGUCCUCGCUCCCAUGUUUGGUCAGAAAAGGAUUUCGUAGAAAAAGCUGCAUAUGAAUUUGCUGAAACAGAACAGAUGUUGGCAACUGCGGAGUCACUUUGUGGAGAAUAUGUAUGGGGUCAGUAUGACCUACUCAUCCUGCCACCAAGUUUCCCUUAUGGUGGAAUGGAAAACCCUUGUCUUACCUUUGUUACUCCUACUUUAUUGGCAGGUGACAAAUCUUUGGCUGAUGUUGUAGUUCAUGAAAUAACACACAGCUGGACUGGAAAUUUGGUCACUAAUGCAAACUGGGAACAUUUCUGGCUCAAUGAAGGUUUUACAAAGUUCAUUGAAAGAAAAAUUGUUGGUGAACUUCAGGGCAUUACUGCCAGAUCUUUUUCUGCUAUAGGUGGAUGGAAUGGCCUAGCAGAAUGUAUCCAGGCAAGAGGAGAAAAGGAUCCGCUUACUUGCUUGAUCCCAGACCUGACUGGAGUGGAUCCAGAUGAUGCAUUUUCCACAGUGCCUUAUGAAAAAGGACACACUUUUCUGUGGUACCUUGAGUCGCUUGUGGGAGGGCCUGGUGAAUUUGAACCCUUCUUGAGAGCCUACUUGGAUAAAUUCAAGUUCAAAUCCAUUACAUCAGACACAUUCAAGGAUUUCCUUCUGGAAUAUUUUGCUGAUAAGAAAACUGUAUUAGAAAAGGUUGACUGGAAUUUGUGGUGGCAUACUCCAGGGAUGCCUCCUCAUAAGCCUGAAUUUGAUGAAACACUAGCUGCCACAUGUACUGACUUGCGCCAAAGAUGGGUUAAUUGGGAUCCUUCAAAAGAAUGUUCUUUUGUCAAGAAUGACUUAGAUGACAUGUCAUCUAACCAGAUAAGUCAGUGGCUGGCACAGUUACUAGAGUGUGAACCUUUAUCAAUAACAAAACUUGAAAAGAUGGAAGAACUGUAUGGGAUGUCUUCUCGUAACAACGCAGAAAUUAAAUUCCGUUGGUUACGGCUUGGACUGAAAUCACACUGGCCAGACUGUGUGGAUGAAGCUCUGAAAUUCAUCACUGAACAAGGUCGAAUGAAAUUUGUGAGACCCAUUUACAGGGAUUUUUAUGCUUGGGAGGAGAUGCGUUCACGCGCCAUUGCAACAUUCAAGGCAAAUAAAGAUUCCAUGAUGCACGUUGCAGCUUACGUAGUGGCCAAAGACCUUCAUCUCAGUGAAUAAGCUGAAUGCCAUAUUUUUAGACAACUCUUCCCCAAGUUACAAUAAGGGUUUUACAGGGAUGAUUGAGUUACAAUUUAAGAUGUAUGUUAAUUGAUAUAAUAAAUAUUUUUAGUUAUAAA